Molecule: messenger RNA, 4735 nt
Organism: Salvelinus fontinalis (brook trout)
Lineage: Eukaryota; Metazoa; Chordata; Actinopteri; Salmoniformes; Salmonidae
Product: muscleblind-like protein 1
Exons: 9
Coding region: 87-1001 (304 amino acids)
Molecular function (GO): metal ion binding
Source: RefSeq, a predicted model, not a curated record
ACAACUGUAAGUACCUACACCCUCCUGCCCACCUGAAGACCCAGCUGGAGAUCAACGGCAGGAACAACCUGAUCCAACAGAAGAACAUGGCCAUGCUGGCACAGCAGAUGCAGCUGGCCAACUCCAUGAUGCCCGGCACACAGCUACAUCCUACAUGUAUGCCGGUCCCCAUGUUCUCUGUGACGCCCAGCCUUGCCUCCAAUGCCAGUCCUGCUGCGGUGGCCGCUGCGUUUAACCCCUACAUGGGCCCGGUGUCGCCCGGCCUGAUGCCUUCUGAGAUCAUGUCCAGCUCCCCGGUCCUGGUGACCAGUAACCCCAACGUCUCCAUGUCUGCUGCUGCCGCUGCUGCUGCCGCACAGAAACUCAUGAGGACAGACAGACUGGAGGUGUGUCGGGAGUACCAGAGAGGUAACUGUACACGGGGGGAGAAUGACUGUCGCUUCGCCCACCCCUCAGACAGCACCAUGAUAGACACCAACGACAACACAGUGACCGUGUGUAUGGACUACAUCAAGGGCCGCUGCUCCAGGGAGAAGUGUAAAUACGUCCACCCUCCAGCCCACCUGCAGGCCAAGAUAAAGGCUGGCCAACACCAGGUCAACCAGGCUGCCGCCGCAGCAGCCAUGGGGCUCCCACCUGUUUUACCUCCAUUACCAAAGAGACCCACACUUGAAAAAUCCACCGGUGCCACCACCAUGUUCAACGUCGCUGGGUUCCAGUACCAACAGGCCCUAGCCAACACGCCGUUUCAGCAGCAGUUCAUCCCGUCAGGCUCAAUAUUGUGCAUGACACCUGCAACAACUGUUGAGUGGGACUGGACUGGACUGGGACGGACUGUGGGUUGCAGACAGGUACCCAUGAUGCACGGUGCCACGCCCGCCACUGUGUCUGCAGUCACCUCCUCUGCCACAAGCGCUCCCUUUGCAACCGCAACAGCCAAUCAGAUUCCGUUAAUAUCUACAGAUCAUCUUACUAGGCACAAGUAUGUGACUCAGAUCUAGACAUCUCAAGCGAGACGAUGAAACAGCAGUGUGCCGGUGUCCCACAGUUCCCCACCCUUCAUGCCUGUAAACGUAGAAAUCUGAUAUGAUAUUGAUAGAGAUUGUAACAUCCGACCACCUGUAAACUGUAGUGGUACUGACAUGCCGCGCUGCUCUAGGAGCGUUUCAGCUGAUCAUAAAGGUGGUGAACAUAUGCAUUUCACACACACGCACACAACACUGGUGGGCCUCGUACAGAGAAGAACUACUGCCAUCUACAUGAACGUUAUCAGCCAUGCCUUUACGUCUGUGGAGGCAUCAUCCAUUAAAACACAGGACACACUUUGAAUGUCACCAUGAGGAGAAAGUCACUCACACUAGUUUGUCAGAAGACCAAGAUUCUCUUAUAUGUUGUUUUCAGUUGGGUUUCUUUAAUUGAUAACAUUUUUUCACGGUUUGCACAAAGAAAAGGUACAUCUUGUGUUUUAAAUGAGAGGGGGGGUGGACAGGAAAAGUACCUCAUAGACAUAUUAGACUGAAUUAAUUAUGACUUGUAUGAAUUAUGACUAGUAUGUAGAUGACUUGGUCCUUACAAGGUAAACUUGGUUGAAAUGGGUUAGUGGGCUUGGUGCCAAAAUGACAGCUGAAUGUUUUGUGUUUAUUAAGCCUUUUGUGUUUUUAAUCACAUUCCCGAUUUUUCAAGAUCUGCUGCAAACUCUACGUAAAGUACCAUAGACUCUAUGUACUAGUUGGUUAUGUUAGGACCCGGUCCUCUCUGGGUAUAGUCCAUAGACUCUAGUUGGUUCUCUUAGGACCCGGUCCUCUCUGGGUGUAGUCUAUAGACUCUAGUUGGUUCUGUUAGGACCCGGUCCUCUCUGGGUGUAGUCUAUAGACUCUAGUUGGUUAUGUUAGGACCCAGUCCUCUCUGGGUAUAGUCUAUCUCACUAGUGAUGGAAAAAGGGUAACUACUCUAGAAAAGGAAUGAUAGAAUGAAGAACUGUUGAAAGUUGCAUGAUAAACCAAAUCACUGAGAGGAGUGAGAAGUUUCAAAGAGUUGCAGUGGCCAGUGGUGGAAAAAGGACCCAAUUGUCAUACUUGAGUAAAAGUAUAGAUAGAAAGUUACUGAAGUAAAAAUGAAAGUCACCCAGUAAAAUACAACUUGAGUAAAAGUCUAAAAGUAUUUUGUUUUAAAUAUACUUAAGUAUAAAAAGUAAAUGUUAUUGCUAAAAUAUACUUACGUAUCAAAAGUCAAAUAUUUUUUUAUUUUUCUGUCAUAAAUAUUAAAAAAAUGUCAUUAUUUAGAAAAGCAGACGACACCAUUUUUUUUGUUUUCAUAAUUAAUGGAUAACGAGGGGCACGAUCCAACACUCAGACAUCAUUACAGAUAGCCAGGGGCACACUCCAACACUCAGACAUCAUUACAGAUAGCCAGGGGCACACUCCAACACUCAGACAUUAUUACAGAUAGCCAGGGGCACACUCCAACACUCAGACAUCAUUACAGAUAGCCAGGGGCACACUCCAACACUCAGACAUCAUUACAGAUAGCCAGGGGCACACUCCAACACUCAGACAUCAUUACAGAUAGCCAGGGACACACUCCAACACUCAGACAUCAUUACUGAUAGCCAGGGACACACUCCAACACUCAGACAUCAUUACAGAUGGCCAGGGGCACACUCCAACACUCAGACAUCAUUACAGAUAGCCAGGGGCACACUCCAACACUCAGACAUUACUACAGAUAGCCAGGGACACACUCCAACACUCAGACAUCAUUACAGAUAGCCAGGGACACACUCCAACACGCAGACAUCAUUACAGAUAGCCAGGGACACACUCCAAUACUCAGACAUCAUUACAGAUAGCCAGGGGCACACUCCAACACUCAGACAUCAUUACAGAUAGCCAGGGGCACACUCCAACACUCAGACAUCAUUACAGAUAGCCAGGGGCACACUCCAACACUCAGACAUCAUUACAGAUAGCCAGGGGCACACUCCAAUACUCAGACAUCAUUACAGAUAGCCAGGGGCACACUCCAACACUCAGACAUCAUUACAGAUAGCCAGGGGCACACUCCAACACUCAGACAUCAUUACAGAUAGCCAGGGGAACACUCCAACACUCAGACAUCAUUACAGAUAGCCAGGGGCACACUCCAACACUCAGACAUCAUUACAGAUAGCCAGGGGCACACUCCAACACUCAGACAUCAUUACAGAUAGCAAGGGGCACACUCCAACACUCAGACAUCAUUACAGAUAGCCAGGGGCACACUCCAACACUCAGACAUCAUUACUGAUAGCAAGGGACACACUCCAACACUCAGACAUCAUUACUGAUAGCUAGGGACACACUCCAACACUCAGACAUCAUUACUGAUAGCAAGGGACACACUCCAACUCUCAGACAUUAUUUACAAAAUAUGCAUUUGUGUUGAGUCGUCCGCCAGUCCGGACGCAGUAGGGAUGACCACGUGUUCUCUUGAUAAGUGCGUGAAUUUGACAAUUGUCCUGUCCUGCUAAAAAUUCAAAAUGGAACGAGUACUUUUGGGUGUCAGGGAAAAUGUAAGGAGUAAAAAGUACAAUAUUUUCUUUUGGAAUGUAGUGGAGUAAAAGUACAAGUUGUCAAAAAUAUAAAUUGUAAAGUACAGAUACCCCCAAAAAAUGUAGUAAUUUCAAGUGUUUUUACUUCAGUACUUUACACCACUGAGGGUGGCUAAUGGUUGAGUUGCUAUGUCAGUUUUAAUGUGGUGUUGUUUGUAUUUUAUUACAAUUCAUUCAACAACAUAAAAGAAAAUCAUAUUAAGUGCAUUGCAUAUGGUCUAUGACAUAAGAGAACUUGUGAAAAACACAUUACGUGUAAAUAAAUGUGAGAUAGUAGGUAUAAUUUUGGAUAGUUACAGCCAAAGGUUUUUAUUUUCUCUCUCUCUCUUCCUGUGUUGCUUUUCAAUGACAUCUGUGGUAGGGCAAGACGAGCCCAAAUCACACAUACACUUCUGGAUGGAUGGACGCGUGGGGGAGUGUAGAGCUGUUUAUGGAAGUAAUGGGGGAGGGUAGAGUUGUGUAUGGAAGUAAUGGGGGAGUGUAGAGUUUUGUAUGGAAGCAAUGGGGGAGUGUAGAGCUGUUUAGGGAAGUAAUGGGGGAGUGUAGAGCUGUUUAUGGAAGUAAUGGGGGAGUGUAGCAAUGGGGGAGCUGUUUUCUAAAAACUGCUUCUGCAUGCCUUGUGGGUGUUGUUUGGAGCAUGUUGAUUGAUGGCAUGGUAUAAAAGAGUUGGCAAAAGUUUGACCCUGAUUGUAUUACUCAUCCAAAGCCUUAGAAAACACCACGAGCUCGGCAACAAUGCACCGUGCCAUUUCAAAUCGUCCUCUUGCCUAACCCUGGCCGUUUUGCCACCACACAGCGUGUAUAUGAUUGUCUUUCCUUCGCUGAAAACAUGGUGUUUGUUGUUGAGUUAUUAAGUCGGUGAAGAAGAUGAAUGUGUUAUUUCAUUUUGUUUAGUGCACGGAUGACAUUUUUUAUAUUUUUGUUAAAGGUGUUUUGUCUUACUAGAUUUCCACCUGUAACAUUUGUAGGAUGCUGAAUAUUAGGUGAUAUGUGUGUGUUUUUUGUGUUCUUCGUACCGUAUUUAGUUUUCUGAAAUUUCAUGUAACAUUGAUUUGAAUAUUUACUGUUAGUGUUAUGAUUGUAAACUACAUUAUUUUAUUUUUUCUGUGAUCUGUAAGAAUUGUGUUAAAUAUCUUGUCUGUUUGA